GACAGUCGACUUACGUAUCCCUAGUGUGCCAGACUACGCAAAGGCAGGCCGCACAGCGACUGAAACAAAAUAGCCGAGGCAAUAGUGAAGUGUGAAACAUAGCAAAAAGUCUAAGGGAAAACUCACAAAAAUGGGAAAUCCAGAUGGUGGUGAUUUUAAUGAAAACGAUACCAUAAUGUCAACAGAGGCAAAUCACCUGCAAAGUAAAUAUGACCAGGAGCAGGAAGAAAUGCAUCUGAAGAAAUAUAAUACUCCGGCCUAUCGAGAGAUUCGUACGCGAAAAAAUGGUCUCAAGGCUAACACCAUGAGCAAUGGUUUCAAGAAAACCACAAAUGGAUUUUACAAUUCAGCAACAAAUUCCAGCACAGAAUAUGGUGUCAAAUCAAAGCCAUCAGCUGCCGAUGGCAUCCUGCCGCCAGCCGAAGAACAUUACCAAAAAACCUCAUUCGAGGAAGUUCCCCUACGCACAGCCUGCCUUACAUAUUUAGGAUUCUAUUUGCUCAUGAUAUUGGGCUAUUUGAAUCAGUUGCUGUUUGUCCCGAAAGUGGCCAAGGAGAAAAAUCGUGACGGCUAUGUUAGCCUUUAUGAUGCCUUUGAAAGUUUCUAUUCUCGUUAUGUGUAUCGAAGAAUACGAGAUUGUUGGAAUCGUCCCAUAUGUAGUGUGCCUGGGGCCGAAUUGACCCUGAAAGAUCGUGUCACACCCGAUUAUGGUUGGUCAUUUGAAUUCACCGGCACCGAGACGACGUGUCUCAAUCUCGGAUCAUACAACUAUUUGGGAUUUGCUGCAGCCACGGGUCCCUGUGCCGAUGAUUCGGAGAAAACAUGCCGAGAAUGGGGUUUGGCCUUGUGUAGUCCACGUGUAGAAUUGGGCACCACCCAGUUGCAUUUGGAUUUGGAAAAGUUGACAGCCCGUUAUUUGGGCGUUGAGGAUGCCAUUGUAUUCGGCAUGGGUUUUGCCACAAAUGCCCUGAAUUUACCCUCGUUGCUGUCACCCGGUUGCCUGGUAUUGAGUGAUGAAAAGAAUCACGCUUCUAUCAUUUUGGGUUUACGUUUGUCCGGCGCCACCACCAAGGUGUUCAAACACAACAACAUGAAAGAUUUGGAACGUGUUUUGAGACAGAGCGUAGUCUAUGGCAAUCCCAAGAAUGGCGGCAAACCAUGGAAGAAAAUCCUCAUUAUUUGUGAGGGUGUAUACAGUAUGGAGGGCAGUAUUUGUCGCCUGCCCGAAAUUAUUGCCUUGAAAAAGAAAUACAAGGCAUAUUUGUAUUUGGAUGAGGCUCACAGUAUUGGUGCCUUGGGACCCAAUGGCGGUGGAGUUGUGGAUUAUUUCAAUUGUGAUCCCAAAGAUGUUGAUAUUCUAAUGGGUACAUUUACAAAGAGUUUUGGUAGUGCUGGUGGCUAUAUUGCAGGAUCAAAGAAAUUGGUGGACUUCUUACGCACAAACAGUCAUGCCCAUUGCUAUGCAGCCACCAUGUCUCCGCCAGUGGCCCAGCAAAUUUACACUUCAAUGAGUAUUAUAAUGGGCGUUGACGGCAGUGAUCUCGGUCGGCGGAAAAUCAAUCAAUUGGCUCGCAACACCCGCUAUUUCCGCAGACGUUUGGCCCAAAUGGGUGUCAUCACUUAUGGUCAUGAAGAUUCACCUGUUGUGCCUAUGUUGGUGUAUCUUUUCUCCAAAAUUGGAGCUGUUGUACGUACCUUAACUACCCGCAAUAUUGCUGUUGUUGGCGUCGGUUUUCCUGCCACACCCAUUAUGGAGGGUCGCAUACGUUAUUGUCUGUCGGCGGCACAUACCAAAGAACAAUUGGACUACGCUCUGGACGUUAUCGAUGAAAUUAGCGAUAACUUGGGUUUGAAAUAUUCCCGCAAACCUAUAGAUCCUAAUCCCAUAGAGUAUUGAGUUAGAUAUUGAAUAAUUCCUGCGAACACACACAAAACUACUUUUAUUCAAUAGGGCUAUCAACUAUUCUAUCUCUUUCGAUAAAUUCAAACUUUACACGCUCCAUUUUGGUCUAAAGAACACAAAAAAAUGAACAAAAAACUACAAAGAAAACCAAAAAUUGUUACAAACUUUACUUUAAUUGAAACAAACUUGAAACACUUUACAAAAGCUCUGCUUCAAAUCAAAACAAAGAAAACCGAUACGAAACAAACAAACAAUAAGCAAAAAGUACAUUACAGAAAAAAAAGAAAACGUUCUAUCACAAUAAAACCAAACAGAAACUUUAUUAAAGAUCUUCUUACAUAUAUAUAUUUUAGCAUUAUAUAUAGUUGGUACACUAAGUACCGCAGUACUAAUUUAAGAACAGAAACCAAGUAUCUUUAUUCGAGUCAAAUUGCAAAGUUUACAAAUGAAAAACAAAAUACACUUAACUCAACUAAUGAAA
Musca domestica (house fly) is the source of this 2384-nucleotide messenger RNA. RefSeq names its product serine palmitoyltransferase 2. Gene Ontology annotation, biological process: sphingosine biosynthetic process; ceramide biosynthetic process. Gene Ontology annotation, cellular component: serine palmitoyltransferase complex. Gene Ontology annotation, molecular function: pyridoxal phosphate binding; serine C-palmitoyltransferase activity. NCBI's taxonomy places the organism in Eukaryota, Metazoa, Arthropoda, Insecta, Diptera, Muscidae. The record is from RefSeq and is a predicted model, not a curated record. The transcript has 4 exons. The coding region runs from base 131 to 1897 and encodes 588 amino acids.